AUGGCUAACUCUGAUGCCUUCGAGACGUGUAAGCGAGCAGUUGGAUAUGCAUGGCAGAAGUCGUGUGAGGGGUAUGACUAUCUCUUGUCUAGAUCUGAGGACGGCCUCUCUCUUACUAAAGGGGACCGGUCACAGUUGGGCCGUACCUGGAAUGUGGCUAGUACUGCUACUUGUGCUGCUUAUCACAGUAGUAAAGAUUUCGUAGAUGAACAUUUCACGCCUGAGAGGAGGGAGAAGACCUACGCUGUGCUGGAGUCGGCCGGUGAGUCAGCUGGUGAUGCUGUAAGUGCGGCGUACAAGUCCCUCAGCAAAGACUAG
Molecule: messenger RNA, 318 nt
Organism: Perkinsus marinus ATCC 50983
Lineage: Eukaryota; Perkinsozoa; Perkinsida; Perkinsidae
Exons: 1
Coding region: 1-318 (105 amino acids)
Source: RefSeq, a predicted model, not a curated record